This is a messenger RNA of Racocetra persica, 1034 nucleotides long. The record is from the annotation of a GenBank genome assembly. NCBI's taxonomy places the organism in Eukaryota, Fungi, Glomeromycota, Glomeromycetes, Diversisporales, Gigasporaceae.
CUCUACGAUUUAAUCAGAAGGAUUUAAAACUAUAUAAUCAUUAUGAAGCUCAAAUUGAAACACUUUCUACUCUUAGCCAGAAAAUAUUUCAAGAACUCUUGAAUGAUAAUUUAGUAAUGGAACGAUUGCAACUACCAUUGUCUUCAGAUAAUGAAAAUAUUAAAGAUCUUCUGAUAACUUGGUCAAAAAAUAUUCAUCAAAUGGCGUUAGAUUCCGUUCUAUUAAAAAAAAAUGCCCAAUGGUUUGUGACAUGGUCAAUAAAUUUGGAAAGCCGAUUAAAUAAUUACAAAUGUGCAGCAUAUAUGCUACUUGAAAAAACUAUAAAAAUUACAUUUCAACAAGUGCAGGGCAGGCAAUAUCACGAUCAGCUCUUUCCGAAUUGCACAGAAUCAUGGACUAUAUCUGAAAAAAUUAUUGAUUUGGAACCAGCUAAAGCAUCAAAAUUUCAUGACACAUCAAUAUUGGCGUAUAAAGAAUUUGCAAAGAUUAAAUCGUGUCUAGAUGCUCUCAGCUCUGAACAUCUAUUUGAAAAACAUAUCGAAUAUGGACCUGAUAUUUUAAUUUAUAUUAAUAAUAAUCUUGUAAAUAAUCAACCCUUGAAAAAACAGUUUAAUAACCUUUUGCAAGUAGCAUAUGAACUUCAUUAUAAAUCACUUCCAGAAUUCACAAAUGACUAUAUUCAAUUAUCAAAGGAGGCUGAGGAUUAUCUAUUGGUACGCUUGAUCAAAACUUAUAUGCGAAGCAGACAACGAUCUUGGCGACGAUUUAAAGAAUACAUCUCAGAAAAAGGUUUAUCUAGUUUGCGAGAGAAUGUCAAAGCAAUGAAUGCAGAUUUAAAAAGUGAUGCAAAAAAAGAUGAGAAAUCAAAAAUAAAGCUUGUUACGUUUAAGAAAGGGAUGCUACCAGAGGAUCUUGAUUUGGCACUUUGUCAGCUUAAGAUUUGGACUCGAGAUAACAGAGCUAAAAGUGUAUUCGAGAAGGUAUUCAUGAUAUCUGAUCUUAAGAUUCUUGUUCAGGCAUUUCAAAGCGAGCCA